This is a messenger RNA of Vitis riparia (riverbank grape), 970 nucleotides long. Its product is annotated as histone deacetylase 14. The transcript is spliced from 7 exons. NCBI's taxonomy places the organism in Eukaryota, Viridiplantae, Streptophyta, Magnoliopsida, Vitales, Vitaceae. The coding region runs from base 40 to 939 and encodes 299 amino acids. The record is from RefSeq and is a predicted model, not a curated record.
UGGAGUACUGAGCAAUGCCAAAUCUUUGUGUGGCACACAAUGUUGCUGCUCCAAAAAACUCUUCCGUCCUUCACAGGCAGUUCAGUGUUAUUGGUGCAGCAUAAUGUGUGCAAGUUGAAGAAUCAUGGAAGAUUUGGUUCAGACACCAAAUUUUCUGGGGAUGGAUAUUUCCGGAAGCAUUUGAAAUCAGGAAGGAGAUACUUCUCCAAAAGCAGAGGGCCUUUUGUUUCUUGUUCCCUUGUACCUUCAACUAGUGAGCUAAGCGAUGCACGGGUGAUUUAUUGUGUAGCUCCUGCCAUGGGCCAUAACCAGGAGUCACAUCCGGAAUCUAAUUUUAGGGUUCCUGCAAUUGUGAGUGCUCUGGAAAAGAUGGAACUGUCACCAAUGUUCCGUGGCUCAGAGAUCCUUGAACUUCAUAGUUUCAGUCCUGCUUCAGUGGAAGAUAUAGCAAGUGUUCACACAAAGGCCUAUGUAUCAGGUCUUGAGAAGAGUAUGGAUCAGGCUUCACAGAAAGGAAUUAUUUACAUUGAUGGCUCUGGACCAACAUAUGCUACUGCAACUACUUUCCAAGAAUCACUGCUUGCAGCUGGAGCAGGAAUCACCUUAGUUGAUUCAGUGGUAGCAGCAUCAAAGAGCAGCCAGGACCCACCAAUGGGUUUUGCAUUGAUAAGACCUCCAGGUCAUCAUGCUAUUCCAAAAGGUCCUAUGGGCUUUUGUGUUUUUGGAAAUGUGGCCAUUGCAGCUCGUUAUGCCCAACGCGUACAUGGAUUAAAGCGUGUGUUUAUCAUUGAUUUUGACGUUCAUCAUGGGAAUGGAACAAAUGAUGCAUUCUAUGAUGACCCAGAUAUAUUCUUCCUUUCAACUCAUCAAGUAAGCUACAGUUUUUGGUUCUGGUCAAUUUGGGGUAUUUUAUUUCUCUUGAUGAAUUAUUUAGUUUAAAUCUUCCUGCAAUUUAGUUACUGAUAUAAUA